AGGUCGCGACGGGAACACCGUGGCGUAACACCGCGCAGUGAUCGGCGCCCAGCGAUUUCGGUGUGUUACAAAAUACGUACCGCGUGAGUGAAAUACAUUUUGUUUCCACGAGCCCCCACGACUCUUGUUUUCACUCCAGUAAAUGGGGGCGUUGCUCUCGUCGCUGCUCUUCCCACGGAAGCGGUGUCGUGACAACGGCGGUGGCGGUGGUGAAGAUAUCGCCACCGUGUCCCGUGAGCCACGCAGCCCACGUGCGUGCGGCGGCGGUGCACCCGCCAAUAUGGUAGAUCCUUCUCCGUCUCUGCUGGCCAAACAUCUCUGCCGGCUGCGUUAUCGCUGCACGAGCUCGGAGAAGGUGGGCUCGUUGGUGUGCCGUCACGUGGCGGAGGAUGCAACGACUCGACAAACGUACGGCUGCCACGCCCACCUCUACGAGACGGUCACCGCCGAGGAGAGCCACGGCGUGGCCCUCGCGUGGUGCGUCGACGAGGCGGAUCCGAUUUCAGCGCUCUCGCUGCUCUCUUUGUGCCGCGUUGCGAACAGCUGUCGGAAGACGACGCUGUUGACUUCGCCGCUUGGAGACGCGCUUAUCUUAACCUACACUGCUACCUUAUAA
Molecule: messenger RNA, 616 nt
Organism: Leptomonas pyrrhocoris
Lineage: Eukaryota; Euglenozoa; Kinetoplastea; Trypanosomatida; Trypanosomatidae
Exons: 1
Coding region: 143-616 (157 amino acids)
Source: RefSeq, a predicted model, not a curated record